GUCAUGUCAUCUCACCUCCACUUGCUGCUCAGCUCUCUCUUCAGCUCUCUCUGCUCCACACUCACGACUGACUGAACUGGACCUGAGUGGCAAUAACAACAUGGAGGACUCAGGAGUGAAUCAGCUGUGUGAGGGGCUGAGGAGUGAAAACUGCAAAUUAGAGAAACUGAACCUGUCAGAUUGUGGUGUCACCUACAGAUGUUGCUCAGCUCUCUCCUCAGUCCUUUCAUCUCCAAACUCACAACUGACUGAACUGAAUCUGAACAACAAGAGCAGCUUAAUGGUAGGAGGCAACAAUAACAACAUUGGAGAUCCAGGAGUGAAUCAGCUAUGUGAGGGGCUGAGGAGUGAAAACUGUAAAUUAGAGAAACUGAGCCUGUCUCAUUGUGGUCUCACCUCCAGAUGUUGCUCAGCUCUCUCCUCAGCACUUUCUUCUCCACACUCACGACUGACUGAACUGGACCUGAGGGAAAACAACCUGGAGGAUUCAGGAGUGAAUCAGCUAUGUGAGGGGCUGAGGAGUGAAAACUGCAAAUUAGAGAAACUGAACCUGACUUAUUGUGAUCUCACCUCCAGAUGUUGCUCAGCUCUCUCCUCAGCUCUUUCUGCUCCACACUCACGACUGACUGAACUGGACCUGAGCAACAACAACAACAUGGAUGAUUCAGGAGUGGAUCAACUGUGUGAGGGGCUGAGGAGUGAAAGCUGUAAAUUAGAGAAACUGAAGCUGUCUCGUUGUCAUCUCACCUCCAGAUGUUGCUCAGCUCUCUCCUCAGCUCUUUCUGCUUCACACUCACGACUGACUGAACUGGAGUUGAGUGACAACAACAUGGAGGAUUCAAGAGUGGAUCAGCUGUGUGAGGGGCUGAGGAGUGAAAACUGCAAAUUAGAGAAACUGAACCUGUCUAAUUGUCAUCUCACCUCCAGAUGCUGCUCAUCUCUCUCCUCAGUCCUCUCUUCUCCACACUCACAGCUGACUGAACUGAACCUGAAAAGCAACAACCUGGGAGAUUCAGGAGCUUGUCAGCUGUGUGAGGGUCUGCGGACCCCAAACUGUAAAUUAGAGAUACUGUGGCUGGUUGAUAAUGAGAUCAGUGAGAGUGAGGAGAAGAACCUGAGGUCACUACAGGAGGAGCUGAACAGGACUGGACGGCAGGUGGAUAUCGACACAUGAGAAGACUGGACAUACUGAUCAACUGACCCCAGUGACGGUGCCCCCUGUCCACUCUCUCUGAAUUCUUCUCUUUAUUCUUUAAUAAUCUCCUCAACUCUCCUCCACAUUUAAUAAACUCUCCAUGUCUUCUUCUCA
This is a messenger RNA of Erpetoichthys calabaricus (reedfish), 1309 nucleotides long. RefSeq names its product ribonuclease inhibitor. NCBI's taxonomy places the organism in Eukaryota, Metazoa, Chordata, Cladistia, Polypteriformes, Polypteridae. Gene Ontology annotation, molecular function: protein binding. The transcript has 7 exons. Bases 101 to 1174 code for a protein of 357 amino acids. Gene Ontology annotation, cellular component: cytoplasm. The record is from RefSeq and is a predicted model, not a curated record.